Messenger RNA from Anisakis simplex (herring worm), 561 nucleotides. NCBI's taxonomy places the organism in Eukaryota, Metazoa, Nematoda, Chromadorea, Rhabditida, Anisakidae. The record is from the annotation of a GenBank genome assembly.
AUUCCACCCGGUUUGUUGUUCCGUAAGCGCAACAAUGGAACAUGUGAAUUUCGUACUGAAAUCGGUGGCUAUCCAGCGCUAAGACUAUGUCAGAACUGGUGGAAUGCGCAAGACAUCGUGCAGGAAUAUUCGGUUGAUGAGAUCGUUCUGGGGAUGGCAUCGCAAAUAUCCGAACGUGAGGACAGCAUUGUCGUUGAGGAUCUUAGAGAUUUUGUAUUCGGGCCGAUGCAUUUCACCCGAUUGGAUGUUGUGGCGAGUACAAUAAUGCGAGGACGUGACAAUGGAUUACCGCCAUACAACGAACUCAGAAAGAGUUUCAAUCUUCCCACGAAAAAUUGGUCAACCAUAAACCCGAACCUUUACAAUGAGAAUCGCCAGAUGUUCCGCAAACUGGAGGCAUUAUACAAAGGAGAUAUCUCUCAGUUGGAUGCGUACGUCGGUGGAAUUCUCGAAACAAACGGAGAGGGACCUGGAGAACUUUUCGGUGCGGUGAUUCUCGAUCAGUUCCUGAGACUUCGUGAUGGAGAUCGAUUCUGGUUUGAGAACACUUUCAACGGGUAA